AUGAUUCUAAAAGGAGGUGGUAUCGAGGAAAUGGUAACGAAUUUUAAUUCGGGUAAACUGCAGUAUGGAAUUGCUGCUGUUUCAGCUUCUGCGACAAGACAGCCUAAAAUUGUGCUUAUCCAAUGGCAAGGGGACGGUGUUCCAGCAGCACGUCUUGCUGUUACUUCGAGACACGGAACAGAUUUAAAAAUCAUUUUGCGAGGCAUUCAUGCAGUUAUAAUUGCGAGGAGUGAAGAUGAUGUUGACAUUGGAAGCAUACAAAAAGUAGUUUCUAAACUAGCUGGCGUUCAAGACACAAAAUUCUCUGAAAAUGGCGAUUUUCCCGAACAAAAAUCAGUAGGCAGUGUCUACCGUCCAUGUAUCUUAGUAACAUCACUUCUUUUUAGAGAUAUAGACGUUGCUGAACGCGAUAAUUUUUGGAAGAAACUUAAAGAGGAGGAAGCUGACCGUUUAGAGGAGGAAAGGCGACGAAUUGAGAAAAAGAACGAAGCAAGUGAAAAGGAGAGGGAAGAACUAAUUCAGACGCUUCAUGAAAAGAUGCAGAUUUAUAGUCAGAAGAAGGCACAAGGCUCUAGUUUUACGAAACCUUCGCCUACUUCAUGUUCAUCUGGAUUUAUUGAAGGGAGGAAGGCUCUGUUUGAACAAAAGGCUGGUCAAUUUCUUGAAGCCCAAAGCAAAGUUCCUCAAAAAAAGCGCGAUGUUAGCGCUAUAAAGCUUCCUUCUACUCAGCAUACACCUCGUAUGCCUGUUCAACCUUCUCAUGUGGAUGAAAAACCCUCUAGUCCGGCGUCUCAGGAGCAUCAAUACGACACUGAUGCUACUGAUUAUUUGUCUGCUCAAAAGGGGAGCUAUUCGUCGCAUUCGGAGGUUUCUGCUCCAUAUUAUAAUGAGGAAGUGUCCGAAGAAGAAUUAAAUUCUCAAAUUCCGCAGGAUAACGUAAUAAAACCACUUUCUUAUUAUGAAGAGCCCCCUGUUGAGACAGCUCCGCCGAGUAAUGCUAUGGUAAGGAUCCGUUUUUACUUAUUUUUGACUUUUGUUACAGCGGACGAUUCUGAAAUUUCUUUUGAUCCUGACGAUGUGAUUACGGAUAUUGAUAAAGUGGAUGAAGGAUGGUGGAAAGGACGUGGUCCAGACGGACGAGUUGGCUUAUUCCCGGCCAACUACGUUAAUCCUAUUCCUUAG
This is a messenger RNA of Enterobius vermicularis (human pinworm), 1182 nucleotides long. NCBI's taxonomy places the organism in Eukaryota, Metazoa, Nematoda, Chromadorea, Rhabditida, Oxyuridae. The record is from the annotation of a GenBank genome assembly.